AUGGUUUUGCCAAUAAGAUUUUAUGAUAGAUUUACCGUCGAAACCCGAGAGUUUUGCCAGGCAACUAUACCCAGUUUCGAAUUCACUGAAGAAGUAAAUGUAAAGCAAGUUAGAUUCCUUGUUAAAAUUGAAGUAUUAAUAAUUGCGGAACCGGUUGCAACACGGGAUUGUUACGCUCAUAAACGGAUCUUUACCGACCUGUUUGUUGUGAUUGAAAUUGAUUUAACUGAAUGGAUGGACGACCUUAUUAAGUAUAUGCUUUGGCACGAACAUUAA
Funneliformis mosseae is the source of this 276-nucleotide messenger RNA. The record is from the annotation of a GenBank genome assembly. Lineage: Eukaryota; Fungi; Glomeromycota; Glomeromycetes; Glomerales; Glomeraceae.